This is a messenger RNA of Acanthopagrus latus (yellowfin seabream), 1914 nucleotides long. Its product is annotated as ICOS ligand-like. The record is from RefSeq and is a predicted model, not a curated record. Gene Ontology annotation, cellular component: external side of plasma membrane. Gene Ontology annotation, biological process: cellular response to lipopolysaccharide; T cell costimulation; negative regulation of T cell proliferation. NCBI's taxonomy places the organism in Eukaryota, Metazoa, Chordata, Actinopteri, Spariformes, Sparidae. The transcript has 9 exons. The coding region runs from base 772 to 1644 and encodes 290 amino acids.
GACUCAUUCACUCGCUGUGUUCAGAGAGGCAGCGCAGACGGAGGAAGAGCUGCAUGAGGAGUGGAAGCAACACAGCAGUCCUUUCAUCCUGGCUGUGGUGUUUCCUCUGUUGCUUCUCCUCGCACCCGGUGUGGCUCAGAUCCUUGUCACUGCCACUGCUGGAGGAUCCGUCCUGAUUCCCUGUUCUCUCCCAGGAUAUCCACUCAGUCUCAACUGGUUUUACUGGCAAGAGGGUGAACAACAUUUCUUCUACUGGGACGGUGGGAAAGUAAUAAAAAUCCAAAACAACAAAUAUGAGAAUAGGACUCAAGUCAUCAGUUCUGGGUUCGGUUCUGGGAAUAUUUCCAUAAGACUUGACAACAUUUCAACUGAAGAUGAUCAGAAAACAUUCUUUGCCAUUGUAAAAAAAGUUGGCAACCCAUCUGAACAACGGUGCAGAUCCACACUGCAGGUUUCAGCUCCCUACCAGGAUCUGGUCCUGACGGUCAACCACACAACCAACAGUGCAACCUGCUCAGCACGAGGAGGAUAUCCUGCAGCUCAGGUAUCAUGGAAGGGUCUGAACAGAUCCAGCGAUGAAGAGCUGGACCUGCAGGAUGCUGAGAUGUUCCUGCAGCCGGGUCCAACAGAGAAAACCUUCUCCUUCACAAGCUCUGUCAACGUUAUGGGGUUAAAGUCUGUAACCUGCGUCAUCUACAACCCUCACUCCAACAAGACCAUUACUGGAACAGAUCAAUUAAUGUGGCCUGGAAGCAUCUUCAGGGUCCUGUCAUGCUGGCUGUGGUGUUUCCUCUGUUGCUUCUCCUUGCACCCAUCUUGGGUCAGAGACCUCAGCUUCUCCAUGUCGCUGUUGGAGGAUCCGUCCUGAUCCCAUGUUCCCUCCCUGGAUAUCCGCACAAUCUCAAGUGGUUCUAUUGGCAGGAGGACGAGUACCUUGUGUUUCACUGGGAUGGUGGAAAAACCAUCCCAGUACAAAACAACAAAUACAAGGACAGGUACCAAGUCUUCAAUUCUGAAUUCAGUUCCGGAAAUAUUUCCAUCAGACUUGACAACAUUUCUCCUGAAGAUGAUCAGAAAACAUUCUUUGCCUACGUUAAAUUCUACGAUGAGCAGAAAAAAGUCUUCAAACACCCUGAAGAAUGGUGCAGAUCCAUGCUGCAGGUUUCAGCUCCCUACCAGGAUCUGGUCCUGACGGUUAACCACACAACCAACAGUGCAACCUGCUCAGCACGAGGAGGAUAUCCUGCAGCUCAGGUAUCAUGGAAGGGUCUGAACAGAUCCAGCGAUGAAGAGCUGGACCUGCAGGAUGCUGAGACGUUCCUGCAGCCGGGUCCAACAGAGAAAACCUUCUCCUUCACAAGCUCUGUCAACAUUACAGGGUUAAAGUCUGUAACCUGCGUCGUCUACAACCCUCACUCCAACAAGACCAUCACCAGAACUGAAAAGAUCGACACUGAGGAGGGCGAGCAGAAGUAUCUGUUGCCUAUUAAAAUAAUUGCACCUGUCGUCAUCAUCGCCCUCAUCGCUAUUUUGUGUGUGGUGCUACAGAAAAGUAUUUUUACUGGACCCCAGGACCAGAGAAAAGAUGAAGAAGGUGCAAGAGAAUCAACCCAGCCCUCCGUCCCAGGCAGCCCGGUGUUCUGAAAGUUGUGCCUGCUCACCGAAGCAAGUUUAAUUAAGAUUAUAUUUAGUAAAAUGUCAAAUAUCACCGUCACUGUGUUGUGUGAUAAAACUUCAAUAUUUUACCAAAACCUGCAUGGAAAGAUGUUACUGGGACGGUGUAUUUUGAAGAGUUUAGAAUCAGAAUCAGAAUCAGAAAAAGCUUUAUUGCCAAGUACGAUGUUACACAUACGAGGAAUUUGUUGUGGUGAUGUUGGUGCAUGCAUCAAAUAACUAUUAAGUGAAAAUAUAAAC